Dacryopinax primogenitus is the source of this 3303-nucleotide messenger RNA. Its product is annotated as NAD-dependent glutamate dehydrogenase. The coding region runs from base 1 to 3207 and encodes 1068 amino acids. The record is from RefSeq and is a predicted model, not a curated record. NCBI's taxonomy places the organism in Eukaryota, Fungi, Basidiomycota, Dacrymycetes, Dacrymycetales, Dacrymycetaceae. Gene Ontology annotation, molecular function: L-glutamate dehydrogenase (NAD+) activity. The transcript is spliced from 19 exons. Gene Ontology annotation, cellular component: mitochondrion.
AUGUCCCCUCCUCAAGUUAGAGAACCAACCGACCUUGAGCGAAACGCUCUGCUCGCUAAUCCCAACAUUGCCCAUCUCACCAAUAAUGGUCGUUUGAGCGUACCCGGUUCUCCUUAUUCUCCCUCUUCCCCCAGGACGGGAAGUGAUACAUCCAUAAACCGCAUCAAGAACCUCCCGGGUUAUAAGAACUACCAGUUCGCCGGAAAGUCUGCUCAGCAGGAAGAGGUCGAAGACAAUGUCGCCUCGAAGGGUUUCAUCCCAGCCGAGCUAGUGAACAAUGAGGUCGUGUGGUUCUACAAUCACUUGGGGAUAGACGACACCUACUUUGCAAAUGAGAGCAUAGAGGUCAUUUCUGACCAUGUUCUGGCUCUGUAUGGCGCGAAGCUUCUUGCAUAUACUAAACACGACCCUGCUAAGCUUGUCAUCGACUUGGAGAAGAUCACAAGGGAAGGGGACAGUGACAAGUCUCCUGAGGGUGCUGUUUUCAUCCACACAUCACCGCCCGGAAAGAGGGCCACAGAUGGCCCUGGUGCGACCUGCGAAAAGCGCAUCGACAACAUGUAUCUAGACAACUCGACCGUCGAGAAGGCUUACAGGUUGGAGACCUAUCGUUCUCAAGGAUCCGUGAGUGCCACCACGGGGCAACAGCUGCGAUGCUACUUCGUCACUCGCUGUCAAUUCCCAAGCGAACUUGCAAAGAAGCUUCCCGACGGCACCACUGACAUACGCACGGUCUCGGACACCCGUUUCUUAGAGAGAGCUAGCGAGCAUACGCUUGGAAUCUAUCAGUCCGUCAUGUCGAACGUAGAGACCAGGUACGGACCUGUUAUAGAAGUGUUUGAAGUAGAGGAGACUAGGGAGCGAAGAGUCGUCAUCGGGUAUAGAAUGGGGGGUACAUCCCACUACUUCAGCGCCCUCUCGGAUCUGUAUCACUUCUAUGGGCUGUACUCGGCCCGCAAAUACGUCGAACAAUUUGCCAAUGGGGUGACCAUCGUCUCAAUGUAUCUCAAUCCCGUUCCCAACUCGCAAGCUCCUCCAAUCGAGCAUUCUAUCUUCCAAGUUAAGAAAGAGGCAUCUCUCCUUUACUGCCUUCCCGACAAUCCUUUCUUUGCGGAAGAAGGCGUUCCGCACGCCGUUCAAGAAGCAACAUACGCAUACUGUGGGUGGAUCUUCGCCCAACACUUCUGCAAUCGGCUUGGAGCUGCGUACCUCGCCCUCAAGAAUGUUUUAGACGAGUCAAAUCCUGAGCACGAGCAAGUGUUGAACCAAAUCAAGAGGCGAUUCCGUGACGAGACCUUUACGAGGCAGUAUAUCGAAGAUGUCAUUAAAGCCCACCCAGAAUUGAUCCGCCUACUGUACAUUAACUUUGCCAUGGUGCACUACCCCUCGCAUGAGGAGGCAACCAGGCUUGGACCUACCCUUUCCUACCUGCGCAUGCAAGUUGAUCACCCACUCACAGACGAGGAACUGUACACAAAGAUUCGCCGGACUAUGCCAAAUGAGCACGAUCAGCAAGUGCUCACGAGCUUCCUUGUGUUUAACAAGCAUGUUCUCAAGACCAACUUCUACCAGCCCACGAAGGUAGCACUCUCGUUCAGAAUGGAACCGUCGUUCUUGCCAGCAGUCGAAUACCCGAAGACACCGUUUGGUCUCUUCUUCAUCAUUGGCUCUGACUUCCGCGGCUUCCAUGUGAGAUUUAAGGAUGUGGCUAGAGGAGGCAUCCGUAUCGUCCGCUCAAGAGGCGUCGAGCAAUAUUCCAUUAACCAGCGGAUGCUAUUCGACGAGAAUUAUGCCCUCGCAUCUACUCAGUCGUUGAAGAAUAAGGACAUCCCUGAAGGCGGGGCUAAAGGCACUAUUCUCCCGAGCAUUGGCGCGAAUGCACGCCUUUGCUUCGAGAAAUAUGUUGAUGCGGUUAUUGAUCUGCUCGUUCCCGGUCAUAGCCCUGGCAUCAAGGAGCCGAUAAUCGAUCUCUAUGACAAACCGGAGAUCCUCUUCUUCGGACCUGAUGAGGGCACCGCGGAUAUGAUGGAUUGGGCUGCCAUUCAUGUAAGGAAUCGCGGCGUGGACUCAUGGAAGUCAUUUACGACCGGGAAGAGUGCGGAGUUGCUUGGCGGUGUACCUCAUGACACCUACGGCAUGACAUCGUUGUCGGUCCGCCAAUACGUGGUCGGCAUUUACAAAGCACUCGGAUUGAAAGAGAAGGAUGUGACGAAAGUGCAGACAGGUGGUCCAGAUGGGGAUUUAGGCUCCAACGAAAUUCUUCUCAGCUCGGACAGGACGAUUGCCAUCAUCGACGGCAGUGGAGUUCUGGCUGACCCCGCUGGUAUUAAUCGCCAAGAGCUUAUUCGGCUGGCAAAGCUCCGCAUUCCUGUGUCCAACUUUGAUCGCUCCAAGCUCAGCAAGGAGGGGUAUCUUGUCAUGGUUGAAGACCAGGAUGUCAAAUUGCCAAGUGGGGAGAUUGUUCAAGACGGCACUGACUUCCGCAACUCUGCCCACUUGCGGUUUAAAGCAGAUCUCUUCGUGCCCUGUGGAGGUCGACCCGAGGCAGUGAACAUCUCUAAUGUUUCCCAACUGUUCGACCUAGAUGGGGCGCUUCACUUCAAGUAUAUUGUCGAGGGCGCCAACCUGUUCAUCACUCGAGAGGCACGGUUGUAUCUCGAAAAGCGUGGCGUUAUUCUCUUCAAGGAUGCCAGUGCUAACAAGGGUGGCGUAACGUCAUCGUCUCUCGAAGUUCUCGCGGGUCUCUCCCUGAAUGACAGUCAAUACACCGACUUGAUGAUUUUCAAAAACGGCAAACCUUCUGAAUUCUACGAAUCAUAUGUUCGCGACAUCCAGUCGAAGAUCACUGAAAAUGCCGCGAAUGAGUUUUCCUGCAUCUGGAGAGAAUACAACCGACUCAAGGGAGUCAAACCUCGCAGCGCUAUCUCUGAUGAGUUAUCCGGGCACCUGACCGAGCUUCAGGAAGAACUCGAGAAUUCGGAUCUGUUCGAUGACAAGCCCAGCCGACUAGGUGUUAUGCGGAAGGCUAUUCCGGAUACUCUCGUGAACAAGGUGGGACUGGAUCCAAUUUUGCGCCGACUUCCGGUGCCAUAUCAGAAGGCGCUCUUUGCAAGCUGGGUCGCAUCACAUUUCAUUUAUCAGUUUGGCGUCAAUGGCAGUGCCGUUGACUUCUUCCAUUUUGCGCGCGACCUUGCCCUCCGCGACUAGGUUAGCAGACAACUCACACAUUCUUACUACUCCAAGGACACGAUUACCGUUUUAGUUUUGAUCCGUGACUUAAUGUUUGUCGAACUAUAAAUCAAA